This is a messenger RNA of Drosophila hydei, 8580 nucleotides long. Its product is annotated as trichohyalin. The record is from RefSeq and is a predicted model, not a curated record. Lineage: Eukaryota; Metazoa; Arthropoda; Insecta; Diptera; Drosophilidae.
UUUUUAGUCAGCCCUACAUCGACGUCUCUGAUACGCUGCGGGAUUUUAUUUGCUCUAUUACUAUUUUUUUGUCGUAAUUGUAAUUUGAUCGUCGAAUUGCAAAACCUCUGAAUUAGCCAUUGUGGCUUCUGCAGCGAGAACUCCAUGAAUGGCUCGGUUACAAUAGGGAACGAAUUGAAAGUAUCCGCCAAUUGCGUCAAAUAAGAAAAAAUACUUUUUACUUCGUGUGUGUGUGUGUGCCUGUCGGUGUACGUGCGUACGUGUGUGUGUGUCGCUCGGUGUGUGGCUCUGUGUGAGUGUACUGCACAUAGCGCAUCGUUCGGUUGAACUUUAAAUAUACAAAACACAGUUGAGUAAAACAACGAAUUGUACAUUUAAAACGAAUAGAACAAAAAAAAAAUAUAUAUAAUAAAAGAAUAUAUGAUUCUAUUGAUGAAUUUGUAGUCCUUGGAGAAGUUAUCAGUUCGUUGUUCAUGCGCUCGCAGUGCAAUUUGUGAGCAAAAGAAAACUUACCAUUUUUUUCGUACAUCUUUGUAUAUAACAAAAAAAUCGGUAUAUUACACAUACAGAUGUUCGUAUUGUGUGCGUGUGUGCGUUUUUUUUUUUUUUUUUUUUGAGAAUUCUAGCUGCUGAAGCGCUCCUGUGUGCGUGUGUGUCCGAGUGAGCGAGCGAGCAAGCACCCAAAACAACAACAACAACAACAAAAGCACAUCCACUGUCGCAGCUCUCACACACACACAAAUUGUCAUGUUGACACUCUUGCGGAUUCGGACUGCACUUGCAUAGCGCUAUUCAGGCCAGAUGUAAUCCUUGAAGCAGGACCUAGACAUAAGGAACAGAGGUGACACGAGCUUGGACUACGAAUUUGGAAAACAGUUAUACAUCUAUAGAGCUUAUAUAUCUGUUCAUAUAUAAAGCAUAAAUAUGCCACGCUUCCGCAACGAGGAGGUGGUGCAGCGGCAAUACAAGGAUGGGGACAUCGUCUGGGUAAAGAUUCACAACUCGGAGAUAUGGUGGCCCGGCGAGGUGACCUCGUCGCAGGAUUUUCGUUUCGUGAACAGCUCGCGGCGACCCUACGCCGUCGUUGAGUUCUUCAAUGAACGCACUUUCGAGCAGGUGAACACGGCUAAGCUCAUCUAUCCCUUUCAAUGCGAACACAAAAAGGAGUUCAUCAAGCUGGGCACCAAGAAAUCCGUUGCAUCCGAUAUGAGGGAGAAGUUCAAUGAGGACGUGAAACACGCUGAAAAUCGUUGGGCAGAAAGAAAUGUGACGAGUGCAGAGCCACCGGUUCGACAUGAGAGCCUGAUUAAGGCAUUGCUAUCGAGCACCGUUACCACCGCCACCGUCGGCACCAACACGAGCAACAACAACAGCAGCGGCAGCAGUGGCAGCAGCAACAGCGGCAGCGGCAGUGGCAGUGCCAGCAGAAGCAGCAGCAGCUUCAUGAACAUCAAUAGCAACAGCAACAGCAGCUAUAGCAGUGCUGCAAACAAUGGCAACUACAACAGCAAUAAUCACAUCAACAACGACAACAACAAUGAUUCCUCGAUUCGUAUCAUGGACAUUGGAGCGCCGGCUUCCGCAUAUGCACGACCCGAGGGACGCAACGAUCAGCGCUAUGAGUGCAACCUGUGCGACUUCCAUACGAGCAGCAUGAACGUUCUGCUCAUUCACAGACGCACUCACUUGGAGCUGAGUCGUUUGAGCACCGGCGCCCAGGUACCCAUACCCACAGCGAUGCCAGGCUGUGGCAACAAUUGCUUGGGGAACAAGCACCGAUCAUCCCGAAGGGCCAACACGUCGAUCUCUCGUGACUUGGCGACCUACUCCUCGCUGUGGCGCUGUCAAUCGCGGCACGUUUCCAUUGUGGUGGAUGCCCCGCUCAAUGAUGAGGAGCAAAGGCAGGUAGCGAGCAUUGCCCAGUUGACGUUGGCCAGCAUCGAGCGUGUGGUUAAGUCGCCCAUGCCCCUGGAAUCGUCGUCCAGCGAGUGCUCCGCGCUGCUGGUGCGUCGCAACACGCAGAUAAGUUCGCGGGACCCGAGACGCAAACGUUGUCAUCAGAUGCGCGCUACGAUGCCAGUGCCGCCGCCCUUGGUGCCGUCCACGCCACCAACGCCGGCGAAGCAAAGGAGACUAACGCGUUCCAGUAUCAGGCAGCAGGAGAGUGCAGCCAGUGGAAGUGCAGAGGGCGCACGAGCCAGGGCAGAAAGAGAGGAAAGAGGAAGGAGAAGAGGAGUCGGAGCAGCAAGGGAAGCAGCCAGAAGGGGAUAUGACAGUGGAAGAGGAUCAGCAAAUGGAGAAGAGGACCCAGAAGAUAGAGAAGAUGAGGUCGGACGAGCAGAAGCAACAGCAGUCACUGUAGGAAGACGAGGGCUAGAAGCAGCAACCCUCGCAGGGACACCAACUGUAGGAAGAUCCGUCUCUUCCUCUGUUACCUUUGUGCUUCCCACACCCCGACCACGCGUAGUCCACUCCAGAAACAGGAGCUGCACAGUAACCAGCGCCAGCUUGUUGUCCUCGACGUCUUCGCCAUCUCCGUCGCUACCGCUGUCACCGUCGCCGUCGCCAUUUUCGCAGACUUUGCCCAAUCGUCCGACCCUAACUAUGUCAUCCAGUCCAGAGACGACGCCAACAUCCAGGUCUCAGUCCCUGCCUAAGACCAAAGCGAAGCCCAAGUCCAGGUCAAAUAUCAGAGGCAGAUCGAGUCACAGCUCGCCGCCCGUGCCAGGGGCUUCAAAACGUGGACGCAAGCGCAAGCAGAAGGAGGAAGAGUCGACAACGGAUGCUGUGCGGGAGCAGACAGCCAUAGCUGAAAGAGUGCAGGAGAGCCAGCAGACGGAGGAGGAGCAGCAGCAGCGCAGCAGCACUCCAAAUCAGAUCGUGAAUGAUUCACGGGAGUUGCAGCGAAGACUGCUAGCUGAAUGGGGAGAUUACGAGCAGGAGGAUCAGGAACAGGAGGAGGAACAGCAUCUGCAACUGCAACUGCAGCAGAGGCAACCGCUGGAGCACGAGAUGGAGCAGCAGGAGCUAGAGGAGGAUGCUGAUGCCGAUGCCGAUGCCGAAGCCAGUCCAGUUACAAACGAUGCAUCCAAUGAUGUGUCCAUUAACGCCGUAGCAUCCUGUUCAUCGAGCUCAUCGUCUUCCAAACGCAUUCGCAACAUACCAAAGAAGGAUCGCCGCGAUGUGGUGCUCCAAGAGUUCGACGUUAGCGCCGAGAGCAGCUGUUUGCCAGAUGAGCCGAUCCUGAUCCAAGACAGCGAUGCUAGCUCCAAUGAGAGCGUUGUCUUUAUCGACGCCGCCGAGCCGCAGCGCUCGAUGAGGACAGCAACAGCUAAUGCCAAUCCCAAUCUCAAUCUCAAUCUUAAUCCCAGUGCCGUCUCCUGCUUUGAUUUUGAUGAAGAGGACGAGCAACUGGAGUCAGCUGCACUGCAACCGCAUUCACCCGUCGCCGAGGGUACGAAUGGUCUAAGCUAUAGGAGACGCACUAAGCCAUCUGCUCCACCUCCAGCCCCACCAGCAACGGCUACCAGCACGGCUGCUCUGGCCAAUGGCGCUGAGGAGCGCCAGUCUAGAAAACAAUCUCUGGGCAAAUCCUAUGAGGACAUUUUCAAAGGCUUCAAUGAACAGCUGCAACAGCAGCAGCAGCAGCUGCUGCUGCAGCAACAGCAACAGCAACAGCAGCAGGAGCAGCUGGAACAGGAGCAAGAAUUGGAAGCCGCAGGUGGUCUGGAGGCCGAGACGGAGCAGUCGAGCCUGCCCAUCAAGGAGCGACAGAAACGCAUUUUCAAGUCGCGCAACAAGCAGCGCGAAGAGCACGAGCAGCAAAUGGAGCACGAACAGCUGGAAGAGGAGAAGGAGCAGGAGAAAGGGGAGCAGGAAGAAGAGGAGGAGGAGGAGGAGGAAGAAGCCAGUCAACAGGAGCAACAGGCUCUGGAACAGAAACAGGAAGAGGAUGAGGAAGAGGAGGACGAAGAGGAGGAGCAAGAGGAGGAGGAGGAUCAAGAGGAGCAACAGAUGGUCUCAUCGCCUCAGCUGACAUUGUCCAACGGUUCCAAUGGCUUCACUUCUGCACUGAAGACUGACAGGCGGCGCCUCAACAAGCCAAACAAAAGCGACACCAAAACCAAAUCGCGAUCUAAUGUCUUGUCCAGCUACAGCCUGGCUCAAACGCCGCCCACGCCAACGCCCACAGCCGAAGAGCUGAGCAGCUCGUCGAGUGCAAAUCCAAACGCCAACUCAAACUCAAACUCAAACUCAAACUCAGACUCAGACUCAAACUCAACGAGCUCCAACAGCAACAGCUCCUCGCAGCAUACGAGCAACAGCAACAGCAACAGCAACAGCAGCUCCAUUCUGUCCAAUAUGGCUGUCAUCUCUGCUGAGGAGGCGCGCGAGCUGCAGCGCUCGGCUCCAGCUUUGGUCGAGGAGUCGACCACGGCCACGGAGUCGAGUGGUGUGCUCAUACUGGAGGACAUUUUGUUGCCCAAUCUCUAUGAGAUACGCCCCAACUCGGUGAAUAGCGAUCUGAGCAGUGCAAGUGAACGAAGUCGUGGACUGAGUAGAGCCAGUAGGGCCAGCAGAAGAAGAAGCUGUGGAAGCAGCGACAGCAGCAGCAGCAGCAGUAGCAGCAGCAGCAGCAGCAGUAGCAGCAGUAGUAGUGGAGGCAGCGGUCGCAGCCAGGUGAAGCGGCUAGUGAGAGUAGAGGGCGAUGACGAGGAAGAGGAGAGUCAAAAGGAGAGAGACCAGGAAGGGGAUGAACAGAGUCAAAAGGAGAGGAACGAGGAAGAGGAUGACGAGGAGGUGGAGGAGGUGGAGGAGGUGGAUGAGGUGGAUGAGGUGGAGGAAGAGGUAGAGGUAGAGGGGGAGCAACAGCAGCAACAAGAGAUGAAACAGCAGCAGCUGCUAAGGGAAACAGAAGAGGAGCCGGAGAAGCAAAUGGAGCAAGAAGAGAACUCAAAAGAAGAGGAAGAGAAAGCAGAGCUGAAGGAAGAGGAGGACAAUGAAGAUGAAGAUAAGUCACAGGAAUACUUGGCAGCAGAGGAGAAGGCUAAGCAGUUGCAACUCCAGGAGGAAGAGGUCGAGGAUGAGGACGAAGAUGAAGACCCGGUGGAAGUGGUGAUAUAUCAAAGGCAACAGCAGGAGCUGGAGGAUGAGGAGGAGGAUGAUGAAAUUGAGCAUCGUAGCGCUCUUCAGCAGCAGCAGUUAGCGGAUGAGGAAGAGGACGAAGAAGAGGAGCACGUGCGAAUGCUGAGUCCCACAGGUGAAUCCUCGCAAGCUGAGUCAGCUCUAAUUGAAUCACCUCUAGCUGCCACGCCCCCACGGCCAAUUGAAUCACCUGGAUUAGCAUCUAUUGAAUCCCCAGUAGCUUCCACAUCAGCCGCAGCCCAACGCGCCCUUGCCGCCUAUGCAAACCUGCGACAGGAAUCCCCUCGAGGUGCCUCGCCUUCAUCGCCAGCCAGUUGGUCGCCAACGCCGCCGGCAACACCCUCGACCAGUCGACGCUUCGAACUGAAGCUGAAGAAGCGCGAACGCGAAAUGUUGCUCAAGUACGAGGCGGACAUGAUCAGUGGACGCAGCGCAGAGAUCAGUCGCAUUGCCAGGGAACGCUGGGCGCGUGCCCGAAGCCAACACAAACCAAAUGCCGAGGAGAAGGCGUUGCUAAUGCGACUCGAGGAGCCACCCACUCUCAGGCUCAAUCGCAGAGCGUUCAGCGAGCCGCCUGCAGACAUGGAUGGUGAGGGCAGAAGCAGCCUACGGAACAGCAGAUCCUGCCAAGCUUUGGCCAGCCUGAGUGAGCAUGAUGUGCUGAUAGCCAGACAUCAGCUGCAGCUGCUGUGCGAGGCGCAGACUAGAAGAAAGCGGCGAAGCAGCGAUGCAGAAGCUGAAAUAGAGACUAGAAGGCGGAGGCAAGAGCAGGAGGAAGAAGAGGGGCAGGAACAGCCGGAUCAGCCGUUAGAGCUCGAGUUGGAGCUUGGACUGGUGUCGGCUGAGACGCAAACGGAGCUACAGCAAACGGAGACACAUCGUGAAAAACAACAGCAGCAAGUCGAACCGCCGGAGCAGCAUCAGCAGAACGAACAACCGCAGCAGGAGCAGCAGCCGGAGCAGCAGCAGCAGCAGCAGCAGCAGGAAGAACAGCAGCCACCGCAGCAGAGGCAACAGCCACCGAGAACAUAUGAUCCAUUGGAUGAUGAGCCGGCGACAUCCUCACGUUCACAAAACCGUCCGCCCCCAGGCGACAACAAUACCGAUCCAGACGAAUCGAAGGAGACCCCCCCGGAGCCGGCAACAGAUCCCAGGAUUUGUGCUGUUAUGACUCGACCCAUUCCUGGCUACAACAAUACCUUCAUGCUGUGCUCCCUGAGCAACAACAACAACUUCACGCCCUUGAAUAAUGAGGCAUUGUACUUGGAUAAUGAGAAUCACUUGGUGCCGGUGCCACUGGAAGCAUUGACUGAGACACCAAGGCUACCCGAAGGCCAUCCAUUAUCGGCAGUCUUCCUGCUGGAUGGUGAGGCCGUGGCGCAGGUGGUGCAGGGAGAGCAAGCUGAAGGAGAAGAAGCAGCAGGAGAAGUAGUAGUAGAAGGAGCAGGAGCAGAAGGAGAAGGAGUAGGAGUAGGAGUAGGAGUAGGACAAGCAGAGGGAGAUGUUAUGCCCGCGAUUCUGGGCAUGAUGUCGCCCUCAAAUCAGUUGGCUGAAGGCCAAGAGGAUGAGGAGGAGGACCCGGAGCCCGCUGAGGAGCCGGCUGAUGAGGUGGAGGACCCAUCGCCAUCCGAGGAAAUCUAUCAACUGCAAUCGAACGUGCUCCAACUGAAUGUCAGUGGACAUCAGCUAGAGAUAACGACUGAGGUACUAAUGAAUAUAGCCGAGCAACAGGACGACAUCAUCAUUGAGAUCGAUGGCGGCGGUCAGGCGCUAUUGCACGCCGCCGAUAUCUUGCAGGCGGCCAAGAAUUAUUUGCAAGAGCGGGACUUACAGCUGGUCAAUCUGGAGGAUUUGACCUUGCACAACGAUGAGCAGGCAGCUGGCUCUGUUCCUGCUCCAGUGCCUGAUUUGUUGGCCGUUGCCCUAGCCGGCAGCAACGUGGGUGUCGGAGGACUACUACAUAUUGAGACGCAGGCGGCGGUGGCACCAACUGCUGCUGGAGAGGAUGUGGUUGGAUUUAUGGCGCAUACGUUGCCCGUUAGUGCAUCGCACUUGACGCCGCCGAUUACAGCCCGAACUAAUGAGACAAAUGCUCUGCUGGAUCAGACGCCCAUUAUGUCCGCCUUGGAGCAACCAAGCACCAGCGCUGCCUCCGCCGCCCUGCGCGCCAGUGGCAGCGGGUCCUCUGCACUGCAAUUGCAUCAUCGACGAGUCUCUCCUCUGUCCUUGGAUGCAAUUGGUGGCAAUCUGGACGAUAGCCUGGCUGUUAUUGGUGUAACUAAUGGCAGUGGCAGCGGAGUGCCCACAUCCCUGGAACUGCCCAUAACGGUGACAAAUCCGGCAAUUGCGCCUCGUUCCACAGUCGCUGAUAUGACGAAAUUUGUGCCGUUCCAGUAGCUGCUGCAGCUGGAGGAACUAUCCGAUGAUUGGGAUAGUCUCGACGAUGACGACUAGAUAGCAAUUGGUCCAGUCAAUAAUGAAUUAUACACACAUCUGGUAGCGCCAUAAGCCAAUCAAUGUACAUGCCAAGGCAAAUAGCAAGAGAGUAGAGAGAGAGCAGCACAGCAAUAGAAACUAGAAUAUUUGAUGUACAUACCAACGCAUUCGCUCUCUCUCACUCUAUAUCUGCAUAUAAUGCACGUUUUUUUUUUUUGCUUUGCAACUGUAAAGCAAAGCUUAGACUAAGGCAAUAUAAAUAUGAGCGGGCAGCAUAGCAAUAGAAACUUCAAUUGUGCACUGUAUACAUAAGUCACUCGCUCUCGCUCUUGCUGUUUACAACAUGCGCUCAGCAUAAGCGAAUACAAAUAAGCGAACGCUUAGUAUAAAAAGAAUAAGUAAGAGGUAGUUGAUAAUAGCAACUUUCGUUCUCUCGCUCUGUCUUUUUGUGAGUAUGCAAUAUGCAUAAGCUAUGCUAUUUUUAAAAUUGCAAAUAGAAGUUAGACUAAGACUAUUAUAAAAGGAACGAACAGGUUAGAAACAAAAAAUACUUGCUGUAUAGACUAACGCGAUCUCCCUCGCUCUUACUAACUCGGUGUACAAUAUAUGCUAUUUUUUUUUUGCAAGGCAAAUAUAAAGCAAAGCUUAGAUUAAGCCUGUAGAAAUAAGUGCGAGCAGGAAGCAGAACAGAAAUUAGCAUACUUAAGAAUUGAGAAGCAAAAGAAUAGAAAUAUUUAUAUAUAUAUAUAUAUAUACAUAUAAAUGUUUUAAUUAACUAAAUACCCAAAUUACAUGUGACACUGAUAAAGAAUAUAUAUGACUAACUAUAUUUAUAUAUGUAUGUAUAAUGUGUGUAUCCAAAUACAAGCAGCGAAAACAGAGAUAGUUAAAGAGAGAUAGCAAGCUAUAUUAUAAAUAUAAAAUAUUUAAAUCUAAAUGUUUUGCACCAAAGCAACUUAAAUGAGUUAAAACACAUUUUAAAUAAAUUUAAACAUAAAU